AUGUUCAUGAACUGCAUUGCAGAACUUGUGACCGAUCCAGCACAACUCAUGAGUAUUGACGAGGCAGCAUGCAAUAGCAAGACUUCACUUAGAAAGAUGGGCUGGUCUUUGAAAGGCCGACGAUGCUUCCAGCGAAGGAUUUUUGUUCGCAGCCAGAGGGUUUCUAUUUUACUGGUUCUCAUGAUUCAAGGUAUCAUGGCAUACAACGUUAUCCCCAGCUCUGUCACCAGUGCGCACUUCACAAACUUUGUGCAAGAACAUGUGAUUCCAUUGACCAACCCAUGGCCAGGUCCCUGA
This is a messenger RNA of Laccaria bicolor S238N-H82, 297 nucleotides long. RefSeq lists its product as uncharacterized. The transcript has 2 exons. Bases 1 to 297 code for a protein of 98 amino acids. NCBI's taxonomy places the organism in Eukaryota, Fungi, Basidiomycota, Agaricomycetes, Agaricales, Hydnangiaceae. The record is from RefSeq and is a predicted model, not a curated record.